AUGGAACCCCCACAAAAAAAACGAUCUCAUGAAUCGCAUGAAUGUUUCGAUAAUGAGAAUGAUAGUCUGAGGACACCAACUAUAACAUUCGAAAACUGGCCCAGAUUCCUGGUAAUCUCUACUUUGGAUGGCACUCCUCUCAAACUCAACCCGUUUGCCGUUGAAAAGGCCGUACAAGGUAUAGCAGGGGAUGUUGAGGAUGCCAAACGACUACGCAGUGGAUGCUUGUUGAUAAAAUGUAGGCGACACAAGCAAGCCAUUUGCCUUCUUUCAAUUAAGUCCCUUGCCAAUGUUCCUGUUGUGGUGUCCCCUCACAGGUGCCUGAACAGCAGCAAAGGUAUAGUAAGAGAUAGAGGUCGUUUCCUUGCUGAUAUGACCGAGGAUGAAAUUUUGGAAGAACUACACAACCAAAAUGUCAUAUCUGUGAAACGUUUUUCAUCAAAGAGGAAUGGUGAGGUCAUUAAGACCAAUACAUACCUCUUCACUUUCGGUCUCCCAAAAAUCCCAACCUCAAUCAGAGCAGGUUAUUGUAACAUCAAUGUUGAUAUGUACAUCCCUAACCCACUGCGAUGCUACAAGUGUCAGCAGUAUGGUCAUGGUUCAAGAACAUGUGUCAAACAACCUGUUUGUCAUAGAUGUGCUGGCAACUGUGUGGACAGUGCCGAUUGUAACAAAGAUCCUCUCUGUGUCAGCUGUGGCGGAAACCAUUUUUCCUCGUCCAAAGAAUGUCCAACUUUCAAACGUGAAUCAAAAAUUGUAAAAUUGAAACACGAAAGAAAUAUUUCAUUUCCAGAUGCAAAGAAGAUUGUUAUGGAUGAAGAACAGUCUCCUCGCGGUUCUUACUCCGUAGCUGUUUCCAGACCAAUCUCACAACCUGCUCCUCAACGUGUUAAACAAGCUGUUUCAUGCGUAGCUGUUGGAUGUCAAACGGACUUCACCUGGACCAAAACGGAUGCUCCUGAAGUGAUUUCUCUAUCUGCGGAUUCCACAAUCAUAUUAGAAACCGCCAGUUCACAAACUUCUCACGACCAAUCACCAUCUCAGUUGCCUCCAACACUGCAAGCAGAAAAAAGUGUAAAACAGGUGGUCAAAAACAAAAACAAACCCAAAUCAGAAUCAUCAAAAAAGUAUCUGAGUGGCAGGGUAUCAAAAGGAUCAGACAACAAGAUCCAAAUAUUCAACAAGUUUGGAUCUCUCGAAGACAUGGAUGUGUCUGACAGCAGCCAUCAGAGGGCACAUAGCUUGUCACCCUUAAAGAAAGGGCGGGGUAGAUCCCCAAUUAAACUUCCAAAUAGAUAA
This is a messenger RNA of Haliotis rufescens (red abalone), 1299 nucleotides long. RefSeq lists its product as uncharacterized. The record is from RefSeq and is a predicted model, not a curated record. Gene Ontology annotation, molecular function: zinc ion binding; nucleic acid binding. Bases 1 to 1299 code for a protein of 432 amino acids. The transcript has a single exon. NCBI's taxonomy places the organism in Eukaryota, Metazoa, Mollusca, Gastropoda, Lepetellida, Haliotidae.